Molecule: messenger RNA, 2391 nt
Organism: Paramecium sonneborni
Lineage: Eukaryota; Ciliophora; Oligohymenophorea; Peniculida; Parameciidae
Source: the annotation of a GenBank genome assembly
AUGUUACGAUCAAAAGUUUCAACAUAAAAUAAUAUUAUUUUUGAAAAUAGGAAUGAAAAUUAUAGAAUAAAAUAUUAUAAAUUAUUUUUCAAUAUGAAACUUGAUCUCGAUAUUUAUCAGUGGCUUGUAAAAAUAAAUGUGUUAUAAGAAUUGCCAAUCAAUAAUUUAUUUGCUCAUGUUGAUUAGGCUUUGGAAGAACAAUUCUUGAAUGGAAUAAUAAUUAGUUAGAUCCUAAAAUAAUUUGAUUAAAAAAUUGAUGUAGAUGUCAAAUAAGGUAAUAGUAAUGGUAUACGAUUAUUUAAUUGGAAUAAUGUAUGUAGAAGUUUACAGUAGAUUAACAUAACAUUAGAUGAUGAUAUCAAAAGUACAAAAUUUGCAUCUAUGUAGUUUCAAUUGUCAAAGGAGAUUUUUAGAUGUUAAUGUAAUUUUUGAAAGAAUUAAAAUAACAUUAUGAAUUAGCAUUUUAUAUUGAAGAACAAGUGAGUACAACAACUAGGUUUGAUUCAUAAUAAAACGAGCCAUAAGAAAUAAGUAUAGAUGAGAUUGAUCCUGAAAAGCCUUUGAAUUAAACACAAUCUCUUUUAGAAUUUAUUAUAGUAUCUCUUUGUAAACAUUUCACUUUAAAACCAAAGCAGGCAGUAACACUGCUUAAUUAGAAUUAUAAAUAAUUAUCAAAUGUUCUAAUAAAAGGUAAUAAAGGAUUCAAGAAUGUUAUAAAUUGGCUAAUGGAAUUGUCUAAAUAUAUUAAUCAUAUAAUUAAAUUUGUAACUUACAAAAUAGAUAUUUUAUUGACUCUACUUAAAGCUGGUUUAGUUUCAUAAAGUAAUGAAGUAUGCUAUUGGACAUUAUAUAUAAUUGAAGGAAUUUUAAUUAAUUUGCCUUAAAAAGAGUUAUUAGAAGAUGUGUAUGCUUGGCUUGUAAGAGAACAUGGAGGUUUAAUUGCAUUGAUUUUAUCAUAAUAACGUCAUCACUAAUAUUUAGAAUAAAUAUGUAAAAUUUAUAGUAUUGUUUCUUAAUAUAAUGUUGUUGACUUUUUUGAUGUAUAAUUAAGAAAAAUUUUGAAAUCUGGAAAAGAAUAUAUAGAUUUUAUUAAUGGAAUCAUUCAAAUAAUACCUAUUAGAGACCAAAUGUAAGAAUUAAAUCUUUUUGAAUUAUUUGCAUCUCAUGCUAUUAAAUUAUUUGAAACUAAACAUACUAUAAUGGAGAGAAUGACAGCUCUGAAAUAUUUUGAACAUUAUUGGAUAUAUUAUCCAGAAUAAUUUGUUCCAAAUCAAAUAGAAUAAUAUUUAUUAAAUUCAAGAAAGGCUACUAGAGAAGCUAGUUUUACAAUGAGAAUAUUUACUUAUUAGAGUUUAUUUAGAAUCUUAGAUAACUUAGCUUUAUAAAAAGAUAAAUAUGCAGCUUUGUUAUAUAAAAAAUUAGUAUUUUCACUUAUUGAAAAUUUUGAUUAAAAAGAAGUUAGAGAGUUUUUGGUAGCCAAUUUCUUAAUGCUUAUUAGAAAAUAUUCAACAAUUCCUAUUGAUAUUUUAAUAAUUCCUAUGGUAAAGUAACUUUAGAUUGAAUAAAAUGAAAUAUAAAUUAACAUUGUUGACUUUUAAUUACUAAAAUCUGUUUGCACUCAUCCAAAAAUUGAUGUUAAUGUGACUAUUUUAAUGCUUGAUAUGUUAAGUAAGUUAUAUUUAAGUUCUAUCAUGUUUUAUUAAUUGGCUUUUUAGUAGAUAUAAUUACUGUUAACAAGAUUUAUAAAAUUAAAUCCAGUAUAAGAAUUCACAUUUAAUCUUGUAAAAAUUGCAAUUUCUGAGUAUUAUGGUAAUUAUUAGGAACAUAUAAAGAGUAAUCCAAAAUAAAUUUUGAAUAGGAGUCCAGAUGAAAACAUAAGAAGAUAAUAAUUUAGAUCUUAGAUUAUUUCUUUAAUUAAGUUUAUUAUAAAUCUUAGAUCUUUUGAAUUGAAUGAGUAAAUUAAACCUGUUAUAGCUCAUUUUUAUUUGGAAAUCUAAUAAGUAUAUUUAAAUAAUAAUUAUUGAAUAGAAUUUAAAAACAGAAUCAAAAGCUUUAUUUAUGUUGUUAGGGCAUUUUGGUGAUCCUUAAGAAAUUGUUUAAGAAGAAUAGAAAAAAUAUAAAUAAAUCAAUUAAUCACAAUAAAACCCAUUUGUUUAAAGUUAAAUUGUAAAGUCUUAAGGAUUAAAAGUAUCUUAGAUAUCUCAGGUAUCUCAGAUAUAGUAAAAUUUAAAUAAUAAUUAUCCAAAAUCAAAUAAAUCAAUAAUCUCAUAGAAAGAGGAUCCAUUUAAAGAAUUAAGAGAAGAUGCAACUAAACCAUCUUUGACAAUGCUUGGAAAUAUAUCAUUAAAUUAUGAUGAAUAGUCAUUAUUGAAAUAAUUUGAAUUACUUUGA